Striga asiatica is the source of this 582-nucleotide messenger RNA. Lineage: Eukaryota; Viridiplantae; Streptophyta; Magnoliopsida; Lamiales; Orobanchaceae. The record is from the annotation of a GenBank genome assembly.
AUGCUCUCCUCCGUCUGGUACUCCGUAUAUCAACCUCUCCGCCGCCCCCGCCUCCGCCACCUCCUCCGCCGCCACCUUCGCCAUAGCCUCGUCGUUCGGCGCCAGCACCGUCACCACGUAACCUUCCGACACCAGCCGACCCAUCUCCGCCGCCACCGACGUCAGGUUCGCCAGCAUGUCCGCCACCUCGCCGUACCCGCCGUACCGGAGGAGGGUCGCGAUGAAGUCCUUCACCUGACUCUCGCCGUCGAAGUGCCCGCGGGGCCCUCCGGGCCCUGGAGCCGGCGCCGGCGCCAGGGAGGGGCCUGGGGCCAUGGCGUCGUAGAUGGGGAGGGCGGGAGGGGAGCCGGCCGGAGCCAGAGGCGCCGGCCGGCGGAGGCGGUGUGUGCGCGGGUCGACCUCCGGCGCGGACGAAGGGAGGACGGCGGCGACGGCGCGGAGGCUACGACGGGCGUUGAAGGCCUGCUGGACGGAUUUCGGGACGAGGAGCCUGUCCACGCCGUGGAUGACGCCGUCCGGCCGGAGGACGUCGUCGAAGCGGACUACCCGGGCCGACCCGGCGGACAACUCGCCGGACUUUGA